UGAGGUUAUGCCAAAAGUUCACCACUGGAAGGCGAUUAUUAUAUAAGAAUCUAGAGAUAUUGUCUAUGCAAUGAAUAAAAUAAAUAAUGAGUCCAUUUAUGCCUUAAUGCAAAAAGAUGGAAUUCGACAUUGUGAAUCUUUAUUUAAUGUUGAGAAAAAAAUUUACAGCCAAGAAAUUUACAUCACUUAUGGAUGACGAUAACCAGUUUACUAUAGGUCCUGAAACUGUGGAGUACACAUUAAUUUUGGACUGUUGUGACAUUGAAGCUGCUGUUAAUAGGAUUUUCAAUGAAUUAAUAGAAGCUGGUACAUUUGAAUCCCUUACCAAGGUUGUGCAAGAAUAUGAGGAAGCCAGUACCUCUUUCGAAAAACAUCAAAAAAUACUGGAAUCCAAAAGAAAAAGCAUAGAGGAACAGAAGAAGGUUCUGUCGGAAUUACGAGAAAAGCAGGGGCCUCUGCAGAAAGUGUACGAGACCGCCCCAGGUAAGAAACCUGAACUGUCAGAGGAUAAUUUAUCCCUGGUGAAACAGUGGAUGGAGUGCAGAAUAGAGUCGAAGAAGGAAUUCUACGAGUACCUCAUCGGAGAAGUCAGGGACAAGACAGAGAAUUUUGAGCGAGAGUCUCGGAUGCAAGUUCAUACAGACUUCCAAACGAUUUCUUUUUGGCUGCUUAAAUAUGAAUCCUUUACGCAAGACCUGGAUUUGCUGCUGCGGAAGAUUUUCGAUGAUUGGGCCUCAAAGAAGAGAGAAAUUUCUGUUUUGAAGAAGUAUCGGAAUUUCAAUUUGGAGAAAAUCGAGCGAGUCACCAAACAAAUCGCUCAGAAAGAGGAAGUUAUCGAAACUGAUCGGAUGGAGAAAGAAAAGGAGAUACAGAGGGAGAGAGAGAUUCUAAAGAGGCGGUUGGCGGCCACACUGAUCCAAGCUUACUGGCGAGGCACAAUGGUCAGAAAGCAUCUGGGGCCUUACAAAAUCAAGAAGCCAAAAAAGAAAGGGAAAAAAGACAAAAAAGGAAAGAAGAAAGGAAAGAAAUAACUCCGGGGUUUUCCAGUUCAAUUUGUCUCCGAAUGGAAAUUGGACUUACUAUCUCUCUUAUUAUACAUUAAUUACUUUAUAUAAAACUGAUGUUUGCAAAUAGUGUGAAUUUUAGUUUUCCCUAUGUUCUAUAUUUCGUUAGUAGAGAGUAA
Molecule: messenger RNA, 1183 nt
Organism: Argiope bruennichi
Lineage: Eukaryota; Metazoa; Arthropoda; Arachnida; Araneae; Araneidae
Product: dynein regulatory complex protein 9-like
Exons: 8
Coding region: 117-1031 (304 amino acids)
Biological process (GO): cilium organization
Cellular component (GO): cytoplasm; motile cilium
Molecular function (GO): protein binding
Source: RefSeq, a predicted model, not a curated record